This is a messenger RNA of Argiope bruennichi, 1323 nucleotides long. RefSeq lists its product as uncharacterized. The record is from RefSeq and is a predicted model, not a curated record. The transcript has 2 exons. The coding region runs from base 327 to 1205 and encodes 292 amino acids. Lineage: Eukaryota; Metazoa; Arthropoda; Arachnida; Araneae; Araneidae.
UUCGCUUCGUACAGUUCUUGAUAGAGUAGAGGUUAGUAGCAAGUUGAAUGUAUCCGUGAAGGAUUUAAGUGUAAGUUAAUUUAUAGCUCCAAUUUAAGGAUUAGAAUUUUCUUAUUUCUACUUUUUAAUUACCGUUCAAUCUAUUUUGAAAUCUAUCUUUGAAAUCUGACUGAAAUCUAUAUUGUGAAUUAAGUUAAAAGGAAACUUCUGGUGUACAUUUUCCUCUCCAUUAACAUGGUAUAUGCGACUUCCGUGGCAGAAAUCUUCCAUACAUUUUAUGAAUAAUCCUUCUCGAUAAUAAUUUAAUUUACAUCGUCUUUAUAUAAAUGGAUGCAUUGAUAAAUAAACGCAAAUCACUGAGAUUUUCAUUUUUAUUGAAAGCAAAAAGACUGGAACAAUAUUUAACGACUGAUGCGAAGAAUGCCGAUAAUUUGCAAGCGCUCAGUUCUCAGCUCGCUUAUGCCUAUUCUCGUUUGGAACAAGUUCAAACAAGAAUUUCAAACUUUCUUCUGGAAGAAAAAGAAUCUGUUGCUCAAUAUGCUGAAGAUUUCAAAUCAACUGAAAAAUACCGAGAUAUGUAUAUUGAACUAAACUCUAAAGUGGAAAAUUAUUUAGCAAGCAGUGCAAAUUCUACUUGUGGACAAAAGACAUUUUCGUUUUCAUUAGCAGCAAAAAAUUUAGAACAACAUUUGGAGAUUAUUACAAAGAAUUCAGACAAAUUAAGUUCCUUAACAUCUCAACUUGAUGACAAGUUUUAUCGUCUGGGUGAAAUUCAGAGUCAAAUUAAGAUGCUACUUUCAGAAGAAAAUGACUCUGUUGUUGACCACUCCGAAAAAUCUGAAUACUCCGAACAGUUGAGAUUUGAAAGAGAUAUUUUGUUGUACCAAAUUUACUUUAGAGAUAUGUUUUUCGUAUUCAUAUUUUUGCUGAUAAAAACUGGUCUUUCCCGACAAGAUUUCACUGAUUUGAAAACUUUCUAUGAGUUGAUAGAGUCCAAGCUAGGGACCUUCAAAAAUUGGGACGUAUUUGAAGAGAAAUUUGAUUCAUUAGAGCAAGAUGUGGAUUUAUACCUGAAAAAAAAUAUGCUACAAGCUUGGAAUGAAAUUUGUGAUGCCAUUGAUGAUAAAAUCUGGUUCUUGAAUAUUUUUAUGCAUUUCUCGGUUAAUAUUCUAAUUCUACAUACUUCCGUCAAAGAUUUAAUUUAAUGUUUGUCAUGAUUGAUAAUUGGAUGGAACUGUUGACAUUGCCAAUUUGUUAUCAAUCGACAUAUCUCGAUUCUUAUCCGCUAAUGCACUGGGUGUUGCCUAGGAAAAACUUUUCCAA